AUGGAAGAUAUUCUUGUCUUGUUAAAUAACAUUUAUUUAAUUCAUUUCAAUCAUAUAGAAAAAGCAGGAGUUGUACAAGAAUUCCUUGAUCGUCGUAUUCUUCAAGCUAAAAGACUUUAUAUUGGUGAACGAAAAGCUAUUUUAGCAUUGGCUUUAGAAUCACUAAAUAUAAAUGAUAUUGAAGUUCGAAUACUUAAAUAA
Messenger RNA from Rotaria sordida, 201 nucleotides. NCBI's taxonomy places the organism in Eukaryota, Metazoa, Rotifera, Eurotatoria, Philodinida, Philodinidae. The record is from the annotation of a GenBank genome assembly.